AUGACUGGCAGCAACGAAACUGUUAUCUCCCAAUUCCUCCUCCUGGGCCUGCCCAUACCCCCAGAGCACCAGCACCUGUUCUAUGCCCUGUUCCUGGCCAUGUACCUCACCACUGUCCUGGGGAACCUCAUCAUCAUCAUCCUCAUUCUACUGGACUCCCAUCUCCACACACCCAUGUACUUGUUUCUCAGCAACUUGUCCUUCUCUGACCUCUGCUUCUCCUCUGUCACAAUGCCCAAAUUGCUGCAGAACAUGCAAACCCUGGACCCAUCGAUACCCUAUACAGGUUGUCUGACACAAAUAUACUUUUUAAUGUUUUUUGGAGACAUGGAGAGCUUCCUUCUUAUGGUCAUGGCCUAUGACCGCUAUGUGGCCAUCUGCUUCCCCCUUCAUUACACCAGCAUCAUGAGCCCCAAGCUCUGUGCUUGUCUGUUGCUGCCACUGUGGAUGCUGGCCACAGUCAAUGCCAUGAUGCAUACACUGCUCUUGGCUAGAUUGUCUUUUUGUGAGAACAAUGUGAUUCUCCACUUUUUCUGUGACAUAUUAGCUCUCCUGAAGCUGGCUUGCACAGACACUUACAUUAAUGAGUUAAUGAUAUUAAUCAUGAGUGGUCUCAUUGGUAUUGUACCAUUCCUACUCAUUGUUAUGUCCUAUGCAAGGAUUGUGUUUUCUAUUCUCAAGGGUCCAUCUACCCAAGGCAUCCAUAAGCUCUUCUCCACCUGUGGUUCCCACUUGUCUGUGGUUUCCCUGUUCUAUGGGACAAUUAUUGGUCUAUUCUUAUGUCCUUCAUCUAAUAACUCAACUGUGAAGGAGACUACCAUGGCUAUGAUGUACACAGUGGUGACUCCCAUGCUGAACCCCUUCAUCUACAGCCUGAGGAACAGAGACAUAAAGGGAGCCCUGAUAAGAGUUAUCUUCAAUAAGAAAAUUUCUUUGUAA
This is a messenger RNA of Cricetulus griseus (Chinese hamster), 939 nucleotides long. The record is from RefSeq and is a predicted model, not a curated record. NCBI's taxonomy places the organism in Eukaryota, Metazoa, Chordata, Mammalia, Rodentia, Cricetidae.